AUGCCUCUCAGCUGGGACCCUGACUUCGCCAAAGUUUUUGUGCCGUUUCAGGCCCUUAAACCUCCAAAGCCGGCGGUGCACGAUGUCCAAACGCGGCGGCAUAAUCUCGAUGCCUCCUAUGGUGCUUUGUUCGCAGCACUUCCUGAUGUCUCCGACGUGCAACACACUAUCCACCAAGUCAAAUCGAGCGAUGGGCAUACCAUUUCUGUCUAUCGCUUCUUUCCCAAGAGCUGGACUCCUGAGGCUGCCCCGGGCCCCGCCCUUUUACACACCCAUGGCGGUGGUAUGAUUCAGGGCAAUGUCAAACUGUUCAUCAAGCCUAUGUCCCUGAUGGUGCAGGAAACGGGUGUGCAGAUAUUUUCGGUUGACUACCGAUUGGCCCCCGAACAUCGUAAUCAGACGGAAGAUGCCUACGCGGGGCUGGUUUGGCUGCACGAGAACGCCGACAAGUUUGCCGUGGACCGUAGCAGAAUCGCUACGUAUGGUGAAAGCGCGGGCGGGAAUCUUGCUACAGCGUUGGCUCUUCUGGCCCGGGAUCGAGGAUUGUCUCCGCCGCUGGCCAAACAGAUACUGAUCUACCCCAUGUUGGAUGAUCGGAACACGAUUCCUAACCCUGAAGUGGAGCAAUUCGCGACUUGGACGGCCGCAGACAACAUCACUGCCUGGUCGGCUUUGCUGGGUGAAGAUGGCAUUGGCAAGGACGAUGUCUCGCCGUACGUGGCGCCCGCUCGAGCGAAGAGCCUGGAAGGAUUGCCACCGACGUAUAUCGAUGUGGGCGAGUUGGAUAUCUUCCGCGAUGAGAGCAUAGCCUACGCAGCGAGAAUUGCAGCAGCCAACAUCAGUCUCGAGUUUCAUGUAUACCCUGGCGUGAAUCAUGGCUUUGAUGCAUUGGCGCCAAGGAUUCCAGUGACCCAAAGGGCUCUGGAGAACCGUUACCGGGUUUUUAAGAGCUUGUAA
Messenger RNA from Aspergillus wentii DTO 134E9, 957 nucleotides. Its product is annotated as alpha/beta hydrolase. NCBI's taxonomy places the organism in Eukaryota, Fungi, Ascomycota, Eurotiomycetes, Eurotiales, Aspergillaceae. The record is from RefSeq and is a predicted model, not a curated record. The transcript has a single exon. Bases 1 to 957 code for a protein of 318 amino acids. Gene Ontology annotation, molecular function: hydrolase activity.